Xyrichtys novacula (pearly razorfish) is the source of this 22857-nucleotide messenger RNA. NCBI's taxonomy places the organism in Eukaryota, Metazoa, Chordata, Actinopteri, Labriformes, Labridae. The record is from the annotation of a GenBank genome assembly.
ACACUGAAAACUGAGGAAGAAACCUUUCACUUGAGUUUUUUUCUUUACAGCUACAAAGCAGAUACUGAGCGAGAUUUAAGCGCCAUUUUUUACAUGAAUAUACUCGUAUCGUAACAAUGAUAAGGACUUGAACGAACCCGGUUGUUCGCUUGCUUCGCAGUAUGUCUGGGGCGAUGCUCAGGUAAAAACUCCGGACUCAAACUUGGUUGUUUACUGGUGAGCGCAAACGUAAGCUAGCUUGGCUGCUAGCCGUGCUGGCUAACGACGAACUCGAAAGAGAAACCGUCAACUGUAAAUCAGUCAUAGUUUAUUGAUUGUUUUUAAAAAGCCAGGCACAGUAUUCGAGUAAAAGUCUCCCUACUGUUACUUUUUCACAGGUAGAGCUCGCAUAAAUUUAUAUUUGUGGAUAAUGCUAUCAAAAAUAUUAGUCGUAUUUAACAGUUAUAAAGGAUGGAGAGCACUAAACGGGACGUGACCACAUUAAAACAAACUAUUAAGUUCCUCAGUUCAGACAAAUUAUUUGUAUCGCUUUACUUUAAACAAUAUUGUCUUAUUUUGUUCGUAGGAAUGCGACCUAACUUCUCAAAUAUGGUGUCUGGUUGGGGAUGCUGUUGACUUAAAACUGCGUUAUUUUUGGGGUGUGUCUUGGAAUCAGAUUUUCAUCGACCAGCAACAUUAUAAAUAACAGGUUCUCUACUGCAGUAACAGACCACGGUUCAACCACAACCAAGCUUCUAACUAGGGCUGGGCGAUAUAGGAAAAGUUUAUCACGGUAUAUAAUUUUCAUAUCAGUCAAUAUUGAUAUAUAUAAUGAUACAAAAAAUGAAAUUUAACAGUGCUUAUUGGAACCACUCUUUGGCAAUACAAUAGGCUACUCAAUCUGUGCGGUCUUUGUGUCUCGUAAGGCGUUGCGCUAGAGAAAGUGGACUGAAUGGUCGGCUACACAGGCGUCCUUGCUCCGCUCAGGGUUUGUAACCUUUUGCAUUGCGCGCGGUGUUGUUUACGUUGACGAAAACAACACUGCAGAAUAUAUGUUAAGCAUUUGACUGACGAAAUGCUCAUGAAUUUUGCAACUCUGUUCGUUGUCCACCACUAACGUUUUCGUCUUGUCUUGUCAACGUAAACGCACAUUAGUCUCGUCACAUUUUAGUCAUCUAAGACUUUUGUUUAACUUGUCAACGUCAUGUCUUCGCCGUGGAAAAAAAAAGGGGUGUCAACGAAAACAACACUGAUUGCGCAUGCUCUGCCACGUGGCAGGUAUUUGAGGUAUUCUAUGACUUUGCGAGAACAUGUACUCGACAUAAUUUGCAGUGCACCUUACUCUGCUUCAUGUCCCACCACAAAAGAAAAAAAAAAAAGACACACCACCGACGAUUUCAUGCCAGUGUUGUAGACGAUGUCGUCAUCUGUUGAGCCUUCAUCUGCAUUUCUGCCUCGGGUUGUGCUCAUUUUUUUUUUUUUCUCACCAACAGUGCUGUCGGCUUCACGUGUUAAAGUGCUGUGGUUGCGUGUAGCUGCAGCCUGCUACUAUGCAGUUGUUUGCGACUUGGUUCUAAUUCAGCACAUGAUUGGUUCAUCGCAAAGUGGACCCAGAGCAACUCCCCUUUUCAUUGGCUAUUCGUAUAGUCUACCAAAACAUGGCUGAAUACCAACUAUUGAAAAUAAUAUUGACCAUGUUUUAUAUUGAUAUUGAGGGAAAUUAAUUUUCGAUAUAUAUCAUUAUCGUUUUAUCGCCCAGCCCUACUUCUAACUAUUUAAUUUUUGUUGACAUGCCCAGAUAGGUGAUAAAUAUUUUUUAAAUUUUGUCCACUUCUUAAAAAAACGAGGGGACAAAAUAUUAGGAACACCUUUCAUGUAAUGUACUCUAGUACACAAUCAACACCCAUUCAUCUUCAACAACAAAUUUAAAGAGACUUGUCCGUCUCUGCCCUCAAAAAUGAAAAUGAUGGACCGUUGUGACAGCAGAAUUAAUUGUUUGCAUUACAGCCGAUUGAUAUAUGAGUUACAAAGAUUCAGUUUUCAAAGAAGAGCAAACCCCCUCAAGAUGUGUAAGAAAGCUCUGAAAAAUUAAAGAGCUACAUACACUCUCUGCUCAAAUAACCAGCAGGGCAGAAAAGUACACAGAUUCAGGGAACACAUUAAUGGACCAUGUCAGAAUGUCAGAAACAUUUUCUGCAUUAUAUAAGAAAAAUAUUUAAAGUCACGUUAGUAUCUAAAAUCUAAAACAGAAGAAGUUGCAAAUGAACUGAUUCACUUGUGACAAUUUAGGUUGCAUUGCUUGUUGUGGUUAAGGGAGAAGAGAGUUUUGUCUCAUUUUAUUCUCUCUUUCUGGAAAGUUUAGCACUUUUUUGCUACCCAUUCUUUCAGCAUUAGAUGGAUAUUUAAUACCAUAAAUGCAUUACUUGAUGCCCUUUUUGCCUCCAAUUUAGCCCCGCGACCAGCAAGCUGAAUGUUCUCGUCAACAAGCUGCAUGAGUACUUGGCUCAUUCCACUCUCGAGGACAGCAAUGGCCUUCCAAGUUCCGAGGAUGCAGAUGGUACAGCUUCUUAUUUAAUACUGCAAAUGAAGGAAGUCGUGUUAGCAUGGUUACAUGUUUAUUAAACAUUUAUAACUGUCUUCAUAGGUAUGGUGAACCGGAGCUGUCCUGUGGGAAACUUAACUGCCCACACUGAAACUGAAGUAAGUUCACCCCCCUGGUGUUUUAGUCUAACCCUUUAAAGAAACAUACGUAGAAAAACUGAAGAAGUAUGUUUUUUUAAUGUCUCAUUUCUUCACAGAUGUCAGUUAAUUAUAACAAGGAACUGGACAUAACUUAUUAGAAUAAAACAAGAGCAUUUGUUGCAUUAGAAUUUUGCAACGGUUGAGUGAAGUACGAUUUUUAAUACCAAAAUUUCUUACAUGGAUGACAUGAUGUGACCGAAUAGAAGCAGGUUUGAUUUUAAACUGUUCUCAUAUCCUACUAGCCUUGUGCUUCAUAAGUCAAAAAACACAUGAGACUUAUUAUUACUUCCUUUUCCUCAGAUUUGUUUUUUACUUCAGUCUGAUCUUUGAGUUUUUAGAAAACAAAAAACACCAAACCAUCAUGGUCUCUUGGGGCUUUAUUUUAAAGAACUACGGUAUUAAAAUAAUUCCCUUCCAGGUGUCACUGCAAAGGUUUUAACACAAAAAACAUGAAUAUAGUGAAGAUAACUCUAAUAAACUGUCUUUAUUUAUAGGCGGGGACAGAUACCAGAUUCUCAAGGAGGUGAGUCGACCUUUUACGAAAUUGCUCCAUGGCACAGAUGGUAUAGACACUCCGUAUUUUAUAUAUAGUGAAAUACUGAAAGUGCUCUGAUUUUUCUGCUGUGAGUCAUCCUCUUCAUUUAGUUCAUUCAUCAGUGAUACUCCCUUUUUGUUGUUCCAUACAGGUUGCCUGUCGUAGCUCUGAGACUUAAGAUUUUCCUAUGCUUAUUUCAGAAAGCCCUCUGUCAUCAUAAAGCACUCUGGGCUUGAUGAGUCUGGGGACUCUGAGGCGAGUGAGGACACAGAUAUACCAGUCAACACAAAUGGUCAUGUUGACAUUACGAGAUUGCCCAAAGGUAGGCCCUAAUUUAUGUUCCUUUCUCACUCUGCUUUGAAAUCUGUUCAAGCAUUUGUGCCGCAGUGUCCUGGAUGUGGUAUUUUGUUGUACUUUUAAUCUCUUCUCAGUGAACAUUUAAGGUUGAGGUCCUGAAAAAGUGUCUAGAUCCAUCCUAAUGCUAUGAUUUCCUGAUGAUAACAUUCUGUAGAGGAUAAAUUCAUCAUAUAAAUUAACACAUGAUGAAAUAACUUCGUUUGUCCGUUUCUUUGUUUUGUUUCUUUCCAGGUACUGUGCUGGUUAGACCUGAAGCUGUUGAGAAUGGAAGAGACGACUUCAGGGGCCCGGAGUUCCGCAGCCGGAAAUCAGGAGUUUCGCGGAAGGACUUUCCAAGAAGACGUGGAGGUCAGUCACUGCGGAUAAAUGUGGUUAUAAGAUCACAUGUGAAUUUCUGAUGACUCAGAUACUGAUAUUCUUGAUGUCCAUGUGGUCAAAUUGGUAUAGGUAGCAUAAUGGACCAAAGACGAAACAUUCACUCAAGCACACAGACUUAUAUUGUAUAUCAUUGUAGUUGAACAAGCAAGCUGAAAGUGUACUUCCCUUUGUUGCUCAAAUCCAACAUAGCCAUUGAGUUAUACUUUGUCUCAACCAGUGAUUCUACAUAUGUAGACCUGACUUGUACUGGAUUGAAGUUGUUGCUGAACAGUGUGGUGUCAAACUGUUAUAAGAAACAAUUCAAGCCAUACUUUGACAAAAUGUGUUGCUAAUCAUAGCGGUGUGCUUCCUCAGGAGGUGAACACAUGGAAAUUGUCAGCUGCACAGCUUGUGGACGACAAGUUAACCAUUUCCAGAAAGAUUGCAUCUAUCGACAUCCAGUUCUGAAAGUACUUAUUUGCAAGGUAUGUAUUGUUUUUUAUCAUAGAGGAUUCCUGUGCAGUCAUAGCUUCACUCAGUCAUUUUAUCAUUCCCUGUGUUCUUUUAUUCAUCAUCUUCUAAAAGUCUUAAAGAAUCAAAACCCAAAGUUUCUUUAAUGUGUUAGAUUUCAAACAUAAAAGCUGACAGAAGACUACAUUUUUCUCUUAAAAAUCUCUUUUUAUGUCCAUCCAUUUCUCAUGUUCUGUGUAACAGACUUCCACUUUCUCAUAGUUCCAUCUUGCUGCAUCACUACCACUGCAUCUUGCUGCUUCAUCAGUACUUUUUUGUUUCAACAUCUUGUUUGUUUUAUGGUCAUAACUUUGCAUAUGUAAAGAGCUCUCUGCUCUAACUGGUCAAGUUCAUUGAUGAGGGAACAAAUUGUAGAGGGCAAAAAGAAAUUAAAAAAAAAUUUCUGUCAAACGGUUGUUAGGCGUCUCAGGUGUGGACUUGAAUGUCAUUUACUGUGUCACACUACAUAGGCUUAAACAAUCAGUUUGAAAAGCGGACUUUUUCCAAAACCUUACAUCUGCUCCACCAAGCUAUAACUAAAGAUUAUCUCCAGUGACAAGCAUAAAGCACUCAUGAAAAUGUGCAACUCAAAACAAAGGAAAUCAGUUUUUUAUUAUUUUCAUUGUUUUAUAGAAAAAAAGUGGCAAAAAUUUUUUUUCAGGCAUUGUUACUCAGAGAUGCUCAGUUACCAUGUUUUUCAUCCAAAAUGAUUCCAUUGCUGGAUUUGUGUCAAAAGGAUGAUCCCUCUUGGAUAAUUCUUAAAAAAAAACCUCAAGAGUUGUAUGUUUCCAUCUGUCAUAGAUGAGGUAUUAUUGCCAUUGUGGUUUGACCUGGCUCAGUGAUAUUCUUUGUAGCACAUCAACAAGUACAAUCAGAUAAUGAUUUCCAUAAACCUCACUAACAUGAUGUACUUUGAGCAAAACUGAAACUUAAAAAAAAUACAAUCAAAUGUUAAAACAAAAAAAAAAACCCUCCAGAUAUUUUGGCAGGUGGGAUAAGCAAGGCAGUGUUUCAAUCUACAAUGUAACAGCUGGAAAUCAAUAACAAUUCUCACAUCUACCUUUACAAGUACUUUUGUUGAAUGAAUUUCCUUCACGUUUUGAGCUGUCUUUAAUUCUGAAAUGAACGUUUGUUUUCUUUAGUCCUGCUACAAGUAUUACCUAAGUGAUGACAUCAGCAAGGAUGGAGAUGGAAUGGAUGAGCAGUGCAGGUAUGACUCGUUCAUGACAGAUUUCACUUUAACACAAACAUGUUCUUGCUUCCUUAUCCGAGAUCUCUGAAACCUUUUUGUUUUUCCUGUUUAGAUGGUGUGCUGAAGGAGGCAACUUGAUCUGUUGUGACUACUGUAGUAACGCCUUCUGUAAGAAGUGUAUUCUGAGAAAUUUGGGAAGGAAAGAGCUAUCUGGCAUCUUAGAGAGCAAAUGGUACUGCUAUGUGUGCAGCCCUGAGCCCCUCUUUGACCUGGUGGUGGCCUGUGACAACAUCCUGGAGAACAUGGAGAGUCUGUUGCAGCAGCAGCGCAAAAGGAACCGCGUGGGGCCGGAGAAAUCUGAACCAUACAGCAUGUUGCCACACUUGGGACAAAACAUUCCUCUGGAUAAAUGGGAUCACACUGGUAUGGAUGGCAACGUGGUGUUCAACUAUAACACACUGAAGAUUUCCAAGGAUAUCACCAAAAAAGCCAAACAUUUAGUGGACUCAACAAACAUCCUAAAUCGAACUUUUGUUAAUUUCAUUCACUCGGUGACAAAGAGCAAACAAACACCCAAAGUUCGCAGUUUGUAUCUGAACUCUUUUUUAUCGGUAGUUAAAGGUUUGCAAAGGUCCCUUUCAGCUCUUGAGGAUAGCCUUAGAGAAGAGUUCAGCGACCUGGAUCUCAUGAACUGUUGGGAAAAAUUCCAAAGUGAUGACUUUGCUCCACAACCUGUACCAGAAGCAGACGCAGAGCUAGAUAUCGCCGAUAAACGAUGUUUGAAUGUUUUGCAGAAGUUGGCAGUUGAACAUUUGGAAGACGAUGACUCCGACUCAAAGGGCUUCACAGAUGGGAGAAGUUCCCAUGUCUGUCCUGGGGAAGAUUCAGUAAAAGCCCAAACAGCUGAAAAGAUCAGUCUGAAUUCCUCUAGAAGUGAGGUUAACGUGACCAGAAAACUAGUGGUGAAACUUACACCCGUCCCAAUGGAGCAGGAGCCGUCUCCUGACGUUCCAGAAAUGGAGGAGGACGACCACAUGAAGGAUGAGAAGUCAGAGGAGAAAGACGGCUCAAAAGAUAAAGAGGCAGGCGUCGUAGAGGCUGCAGCCGACAGCAAGAUUAACUACGACAACUCCAGUGCAUCUCAACACAUAGAAGAGGAGCAAGGCAAUAGACGAUCUCCUCGUGUAAAGACAACACCUCUCCGUCGACAAAGUGAUGUCAAAUCCAAACCAUCUCUCUCAGCAGCUGACAGUGAGAGCAACUCUGACCCUGAGGAAACCCAGAGCAUGGUUCCAACCAAAGACCCCGAAGAACAAAGUCUGAGCAGAGCAAGAGACGACUCUGACUCAGACGAAGUCCCAGCGGCGCUGCUAGAACGAGCGGCUGUAUCUCAUAGCUCUGAUGACGCCCAAAGUGAUGAGGAUGGGGAAAAUGCAUCAAGCAAGGUGGCCAAGAAAUGUCUCUUUUGGCUCAAUAAAAACACUCCCAUGUCACCGGAGAAAAUCCGCUGCAAACGCAAGAUGCUGGACCGAUCCCCUGAGCCUGAUUCCCGUAAAAGACGAGUAAAAUCUCGUAGGGAAAGUGGGACAGAUUCCUCUAGUGAUGAUCAGGACUCACAGAAGAAAAUCAAACACUUGAACACGUUGAGAUCUAUAGGGAAACCCCACCUGGUCAAAAGAGAGGACAAAAGUAUGACGACAAAGCAGAACAGGAUACAGGUGGGGAAGACAAAGGCAAAACCACCUCAGGAAGCAAAUAAGACGUCUUCCUCAUCCAGUGAAGAUGAACACGAUGAUGACACCGAGAGUGACGGGAGUGAUCAGAAGAUGAAGCCAAUCACAGAGGAUGUGGCCUUACUGGGAGCCGCAGCGUUCCAGCAGUCGUCAGGUGAGUCAAGAAAUAAAAGGCUCAAUAUUUUACAUCAACAUUUGAGGGAUAUGUUGCUGUCAGUAGAGUAGAUUGGCUAGAAGUUUGACUUUUGCCUGUUGUUAAUCAUUAGCCUGAAUGUUAGCUGCACUCACAUAUUUUUUGUGUAGACCAAAGAUGUAGAGACUAUCAGAUCUUGGGUUGGUGCAUCUUCCCCCUCCCAGGACUGUAGUCCCAGUGUUGUGGUUCUGAAGCUUUUGGCUGGUACAAAGAGUCUCAAAUAUAUCGUGGUACACGGCUUUAUAGAACUUGUGCCUCUGCGUUUCUUAGUUUUCAGUCAGGGAGAAAAAACAAAAGCAAGUUGAAGUAACUGAUUGUGCUUUUAAAGGCUCAUCAGUGAUUUCAUUUAAACAUCAUUAAAAGUAUUAUAUUUAUUUUUAGUAUUUUAUAAAAAAGGAAUUGCAACACAGUUGUGUUGCAAUUCCUUUUUUUGUGAUCAAUUUUUUAAUAAAAUUUCUCCAUUUGAUUCAAGUAGAAGAACAAAUGAAGAUAUAAUGAAAAUACACGACAGGACAAAAAAAACAAACAAGCAAAAAAAAAAAGGAAAAAAACAGACAUAUAAACAUGCUAGCAACGUUAUAAGAUAAACACUGAAAAACAACACCAAAAAAUUGAGAUGAUAAGAGAAGUAACCAAAUCAAACAUAAAUUUAAUACAUACAGACAUCCAAAUAUAACUCCCUUAUAGUGUUGCAAUUAGAUCAUUUAUAUCCUUCCUUUUUACAGCUGCUUCAGAACAUCCACUCUGUCAAGUGCACAAGACUCAGUUGUGGUAGACAAAAUUAUCGGAUAUGAAUGAUUACACUAAAUAUUCUUGUGAAUAAGACUUAUUUUGGGCCACGACUGUAGAGCAACAAAUGGUUUUGAGACUGAUGUUAGAACAUCUUUUCAGACAGCAAAGAAACCUGUCUACUGGCAGAUGAAUUGACUUUAGUGUAGGGGCGUCCCAAUACAGCUUUUUUUCUUCCAAUAAUACACCAAUAUUGUAGCCGUCAGUAUUGGUCAAUACCGAUAUUGGUCCGAUAUUGGCACAAACUCAGCUGUAAUGUCUUUUUUGGACUUGAACAAACAAUACUGCCACACAGACAACAUCCCUCCUACUCCUUGCUACUUUGUUUGUACCUUAGUACACACUGUUAUUGUGACUAUCUGGGCUCUGCAUGCUGGAUACAGGUGCUGCUAGAUAGAGGUGCCGGAGCGGAGUCUGGAAGGGACUGCUUGAAUCGCAGUGCUGUUAUCAGAGAUUUUAGAUAUAAUUCAAUAUUUGUUUUUUGUUGAUAUCAGACCGAUAACCGGUAUCAAUAUCAGAUUGGGACAUCCCAACUUUGGUGAUCCUAAAGAACUGGAUUUUUCCGCAAAGUUUAUCUAUAGGAAUCAGACUGCCCUGUUGCAUCUACUUAUUCUCACUGUUUGUUUAUUUACAUAUUACAUUGUCUCCUCUGCUGAAUUCACGAACUUUCUAUCCCAUUAUUUUUUCUGUAGGGGACGAGGAGCAGUCUGGGCCCUCAUGGGCAGCAGAAGAUGAUGAUGAUCCAGAAAAUAGGUAUGGUCCAAAAAGCCUGGAUAUAGAGUUUGUAAAACACCCCAAAUGUUGGAGGAGAGCUACUAUUGGAGACCCCCGUGUCUGUCAAAAAUCUAGCAACACCCGUGUCAUUAAGACUCAGUUACAGCCUAUCCAGACACGACCAAAGCGUAGCUGCAGUCAAGCCACUGCCAUCAAAUACACAUUCUAGAGGUUCACUGUGAAGCAAAGGGCCAAUGUUAUGAUACAGUGACAAUGAGCAAUGUCCAGCGCUCUUCUGUUUUAUUUGAUGUGAAAGCCAGGAGGUGUGUAGAUAGUAGAGAUACAUUUUAAUUCAGAAUUUUAUUACAUUAUUGUCUGUGCAAAUACUAAGCUGAUGAGAAAAGGGAAGCCUUUUGUUGAACUUCUUUAACCUUGAAGCAAACAUUUGGAGUGUGACUGAAUCCAUUCUGCCUUAUAGCUCGACCUGUUUAUGUGUUACAGUUUUCUUUUCAGUGAUGGUGCUCUCUUCCAUUAUCAGAAGUAUUGUAAUAUAUUUUCACUUCACUUGUUAAAUCUGUGUGAUUACAGAAUGCACAAAAACUUGUUUUCCUUCACUCUCAGCAUACCUUUACAUGAACAGUACAUGGGGAAGUGUCAUGUUUUUUGUUUUGUUUUUUUCCUAAAUCCAUAAAUCAUGUCUGCUGCCACCACAGUGCACAGUGUUGUAAUGCUCUACCUUGAAAGUCACUUUACUUCACAUGAAUAACACUUCUAUUUUGAUAAGAUUGUUAGAGAAACAAUGGUUAAAAUAUCUUUUAGGAUAGACCUGGGUCUGUGAAUGUGUUCAUGCAGUUCAGCUUGUGGAUUCUAUAAGAAGUUAAUAUCAAUUUUAUUUCACGUUGCAGACCUUGUUAGUAUUAGCCAUCAAUUAUAUUUAGCAGUGUCUCUAACACAAAUGAAUGGAGUUUUAUUUAGUGUGGGGUGUCCAAGGAUGAGAUUGUCUUUUAUGUCAGUGUGAACGCAUUAGUUUCAUGUAAUUUGCCAGAUUGGUUUGAAAAAGGCCCAAUGGUCUUCACCCAGAACAACAUAAUUAGCUGGUGAAAAAGAUCAUCAAAUGUAAAUCAGGGUCGACACCAGCAGCACAGAUGAAGUGGAUAUGAUAUUGCACAUUUUAUUGUUGGAUUCAUGCAACAAAAAAUCAUGAUAUCGGUUUGCCAGUGAAAUCCUCUUUAUCCUGGAUCAUAUUUUCUCUCUUUGAAACAAUCAGAUGAAGCCUCUAAAGGUCUAAAAUAAAGAAUACUGCCUUAAAAAAUGGAUCAUGUCUGCUCUAUAAAGUGAAGGUCAGCUGGGCCGGUGACCCUCCUAUGAACACUUUACUUUAUCCAGAGCGGCCUGUGAGUCAGGUUGGCUCCUACUGGGUGCUUGAAAAGAGUAUUAUUAUAGAGUUUUAUCAGAGCAGGUAGACAUUCAAGCAUCUGAUGUAUAAAUUGUAUCACCGGUUCAAAUCUCAUAAGAUAAGAUAAGAAUUUUGUUGAUCCCUGAAGCGAAAUUUCAGUAGGCAGUAAUAAGAGUAAGUCUUGGCAGUAUAGUUUAAUGUUAUCUUCUUUGAAAUACUGAAACAAGUUUUGAAAGUUUUGUUGGAGCUCUGGAAAAUAAACUUAAUAUAAUAUUAUAUACUUAAUAUUUAAUUAUCACGGUAUUAAGGUAAGGCAUGUCUACAGACCUUUUCUCUUAACCCAAAAAAAAAAGGUUUCAUACUGGUGUGUGUCAGAGACGUCAUUUUGUCUACACAUCAGUAUCGUGUUAACAUAGAUAUGGAACCAGACUUCAGCAACACUUGACUACCAUCAUCACUGUAUUUAUCCUUCGACUCAAACAUAUUCCUGUUUUUUCAAGUUUUAAGAAAUCAAUGUGACGGCUUGAGUCAGGAGAGGUGCGAGUAAAGCGCUGAAAAACAUGAUGAAAAUCUGAAAAUCAUCUGCAGUGAGAUAUCGUCUCUCCGUUAGUGUCUAGGACUUUGACUGUAGAGGUGAAAAACUGCUGAAAUGGCAUAUUUUUAUACGUUUAUUUGGAAGCAGUCGGACAGAUCAACCUUAGUGCCUCAGUUAUAUAUGUGCAAUAUUUGUAAGAACGGGCACCAAGUGGAUCCGCCAUGGUUCUUUUAGUUCAUCCAUCCUCGUCAUUAGCCCGUAUUGUUAAUUGACUUCAUCAUCCCAGUGUUUUUGUGUUUUACCCCACUUUCUAUACACAGAAUACAUUUCUGCUGACCAUUUCUCAAAACAAACUGAAGCUUUUGAAACUUUUAAACGAUUUUUGACCAGAUACAAACUCGCAGACACUCAAACCCUGCUCAACAGGUGAAUGAGCUGUUUUUUUUUUCUUCUUUACGGUGAAAAGCAAUUCGAAUUAAAUACCUCUGGGGUCAGUUUUUUCCAACACCGCUAAGAGGGUUGUAUAUCUGAGAAUUGAGAGUGGGCACUGAAACAACAUCCAUCACCAUUCAAGAAUUCCCUUUGCGCUUUUAUUGACAUCCAUGUUUUUUUGUCUUAUGUUUUUUCAGGUCGGAUUUUCUGACAGCACAGCAGUGAUUGCGGUGUUGUCAGGCGACAGUCGCUUAGAAGUGGGAAAAUGUAGCUUUCCAUCGACAACAAGUAGUAUUUUUAUUUUAAAUUACAAAACUGUUUUUACCUGUAGUGACAGCUGAUAGUGAUAGCACAGCUCCAUGUGUAGAAAAUGGUCAGCAGAGUGUAAAGUUUACAUUGUCUGUGGUUAGUGGGCUAAAACACAACCGUCCACACAGCAUGUGGUUACCAAUGAAAGUGACGCCACAAUAGUCAGGCAUUGUGUAGUUUUCCUCAGUGUUGUGCUGUGUUUCUGCUUUCCCUGCUAAAAAGUACUUUCUCUGUUUUUGGUCGCCACUGUCUCAUGCUGUUGCUGGAAUACGCCUUAGAAUAUAACUCUAGACUCAGAUGUCAGAAAAAGGCCUUUUAUUCCACCUCCAGUGAUGGAAAUUGGCAAUCUACCAUGAGCAGGUGGGAGGAGGGUUACUGAAGUAGAGGAGUAGGUGGACUAACUUUGAGCUGUCUGACUUUUAGUUUUCAGAAAUAGGUCAAACUAUGUUUGGAAAUGGUCGUUUAGUAGAUGGUAGAGACUGAAUUGUAGCUCAAACACAUAAUGGUAUUAAACCAUAAUCUUUUCACUCUUCUUUGGGAACCUAUUUAUGUUACGUGUUGAAUUCCCUCAAUUUUAUGCUUUAGCGAAAUAUGAAGGGUUCCAAAGAGCUGAAUUCAUUGUGAGUAAACAUUCAUGUACAGACUCAAUUGAGUUAUGUGUUUGUCCUGCUCAUGUUUUUAAUUCCCAUGUAAGAUAACUGUUCGUCUGGUAGAACCAGAGUAGCACAUGGUCUUAUAUUAGUAUGAACUAGCAUGAAUGGUUGAGCUACAGAUCAAUAAUCAGUGUUGUGCAUUUUACUUUAAAAAAAAAAAAAGACCAGCAGCCGUCUCAUACUCCUGCAAGAAAACACAUUGGAAAAAAAAGUACCCUUACCCAGAGGAGAAGAAACAUGAAGUAUGUCUUUUUUUUCUGUGAAGAAAACUUCUUGAUGUAAUAAAUUCUUACUCUUAAAAAGCUCUGUCUCAUUUUUUUUCUUGCUUUUGCUGCUGCUUAUUGUAAAUAUACUAUUUGUCUGACUGCUGACCUUACUGAGCUGUAGGUUUAUCACUCACAGACCUCUUUACUGGCAUCACAUUUUAAUAAUUUUACACAUUUUAAUCACAGUUUAAUAGAAACUACUUUAACGUGUUUGAUCAAAUUUAUAAUUAUUGAAAGACCAACAAGUCACUCACUGUUGGCUCUGUUCGGUAUCAUUAUCUGUGAUUUUACCUCAAAUUCUAAACAUCUUUCACAGUCAAUGAAACUGAUUAUGAAAUGAACCUCAGGUACUUUUUCCCUUUUUUCUACCCUUAAAAGAAUCGCUAAGAAAAUUCUGUUGGCCAAAAUCAAAGCCAACUUCUCUUCGGGUGACGAUGAUAUCUCAUCGGAUGAAGACACACGGGACGGUGAAUCACAGCCUGAGGUCCUCAAGGAUGAAAAACAGGGAAAGGAAGAUGAUGUGACAGAAAAAGAUGGUGAGUCAUUUCUGAAAGCAGCACUUGGAAAGAUCUAAUUCUUUCAUGAGCACAGUAAUCUAUAUAAUUUUUUGUUUUUGGCCUGUUGGGUCCUUUUGAUUUUUGCAAAAUUGUAACAAAACAGACUUCUAAGGUGCCAAUUUGAGGUUUUUAAUUAUAAAAUCACAAAAUUAGUCUGUACUCCAGGACAAGACUGUGCGUCGGAGCUCUCAGAUACCUCGUCUGAUGGGCCGAUCUCCAGACACCAUCUCCUCCGCUACAAACUCACCUUAGAUGAGGGCGCAUCAAGUGACAAAGCUGGGGCAGAGAGUGCAGAGGGGACGCUCAUCAAGAAAAGAGCAAAGAGAAAACGCAAGAGCUGUAAGAUCACCUCUGACCUUCAAGAUCAAUAUAGUCACACAGGAAGUUCCUGAAUUGUCUUAAAGUCUGAUAUUAAUUUCUGUUUAGCUGAUGGAGGGAGUGAUGGUAAAGAGUCAGAGUCUGAAGAUGAUGGGAUCAGUGAGGAGCUGAGUGACUCGGACGAUGAAGGUGGAGAUGAUCAAAAAAGGUACUUAGUCAAGCUGCCUCUGACACCAAAACAAAAUGUUUCAUGUUCACUGUGAUUUUGAUUUUGUGCAACAUCCGUGAGUAAAUUAAGUUUCCGCAAAGACGCCUAAAACAAUUUCAUAAAAAAAUCUCACAGUUUAUAAAUAUUUUUUGCCAUUUCAGCCUUUUAGAGCUCAUGUCAUUCUGUACAAGUGCACAGUGUUCAUGAAGUGUCCUGUCGUCUCACUGAUCGUGAACCAGCAACAAAGCAGCGGGCCCUUGAAGGCGAAGCUUAAAAAAUAUUGGCAGUUAGAUAAUAAAUUCAGUAUAAUGUUUUGAAAGUAUGUUUAAUUUGGGGUACGAUCCCCUGAAUUUAAAACUGUUUUGUUUUUAUUCACUUAGAAUGAGACUUUCAUGUCUACAUAGGAACCAGUCCCUUUCCACAAGGUCUGCUAUCUUGCAUUGCUGUGUUUUAACCAUCGCACAGAAUGGACAAACUCUCAGUGUUUGUGUUUCUGUAUUUAGUGAGUGGCUGUUCAAAAUGCUGCACUAAAAACAGUGGCUGUUGUGCACAAACUAACUAGGUUUUAUAGAUGAAAACUUAAACAAAGGAUCAAACUGUACAUACAUCACAGGAACUUUCUGUCUUUGAAAGCCACCCUCGCUUCACAGCAGGGGAGUAUUUCAAUAUCAAAUUUGAAAGUGUGAUUUUGCUCUAUUUUCCUAUUUCUGCACAGAGUUGUUCUUGAAUGAGACUUGUUUUGCCUUAGGAAAAAAAAAAAUUAAAACUUACUUCAAAGUAUUUCAGAAGCUAUUCACUACAAAAGAGAGAUUUCAGCACUUUUUUGUGAGUUCAGAGUGAAAAGGCCUUUUUUUGCUGUUUUUAUUUUUACAUUUCUUAUUCUGUCCUCUGUUGAUUGUGCAGAAAAGAGAAGAAGACAUCUGGCCGUCAACAAAUCAAGGAAAGGGUGCCGUAUAUUCUGCUGUCUGACUCCGACAGUGAAAAUGAAGUGGUCGAUGUUAUACCCUCCGUAUGUAUCAUUUUCAUCUGUCUGUCUUCAUCUCUGAUACCCUAAAAAACAAAAGCUUACAUUUCAAAGAAGGACUUUGGAAUCUAUUAGACCCACUAAUUGUCGAAUCUUUCUGUACACCAGCAGGAUGAUCAACAGGAUGCAGUUGAGGAGCUAACUGACAGUCAAGGAAACCCAAAAGGACGCAAAAAGAUCCGCAAAAUCAUCGAUGACGGGCAUCUCUGUGCAGAAACCCAGGAAGCCCUCAGAGAGGAGGAGGAGAGAUGCCAACGGCUGGCAGACAGAGAGAAACAGAUGGAGGAUAUGAGAGAGGUACUGAGCUCACAGUGUGUCACACUGACCUUUCAGAGUAUUGAUCAUAAAAUUUUUUCAAUUUUUCUCUCUGUCAUUGUUUUUCAGAUAAUCGUCAUCGAGGAUGAGUUGUCUCAAGUUCCGUGUCCCAUCACCACCAAGCUAGUCUUAGAUCAGAAUGAGGAGACCAAGGAGCCUCUCGUCCAGGUGCACAGGAACCUGGUGACAAAACUGAAACCUCAUCAGGUGGAUGGUUAGUUUGUGUUCUUCUUCAACUUCACUGACAGGAACAUGAGUUUACCAUCAAGGCAAUGACUCAACAUUAUUGAAGCUCAUAUUCGCUUAGAUUUGACAUUUUCAUUCUUAACAAAAACACGUUUUGUUUGGAAGCCUCAAUAAAACAUUGGAAUUGUGUUUGUGAUGAAUAAGUUUUGACACCUCAGUAGGUUUUACACAGUUAUUAAUUCACAGCUGAUCGUUGUUUUACUGCGGAGUUAAUCAGGCGACAUGUUUUCUUUUUUUUUCAACAGGUGUGCAGUUCAUUUGGGACAGUUGCUGUGAGUCUGUAAAGAAAGCUAACUCUACUCCCGGAUCAGGCUGUAUACUAGCACACUGCAUGGGCCUGGGAAAGACUCUGCAGGUAGAGACAAACACAAAUCCACCUCCAAUAUUCUGUAUUUCUUUGUUUUAUCUGCUGUUUAUGACACCGGAUGUUCUCAUCACUUCAGAAAGCUCUGUUUUUGCAGCGUCACUAUCUUGUGGUCAUUUUCUUUGGGCUCAAAUUCAUGGUUGUGCCAUUUUAUAGGUGGUGACAUUUCUCCACACGGUACUACUGUCAGAGAACCUGAAAUUCAGAACCGCCCUGGUUGUUUGUCCGGUUAAUACCAUUCUCAACUGGGUCAGCGAGUUCAAGAAAUGGCAAGACAACAUGAUGCAGGAGAAAGUCAAGGUCUGCAGAACAGUUUCUAUUGUGUGAACAUAAAGAAGUGUUUCUUUUUUUUUUUACUUGCUCACACCUGUGUCUCUUGCUUCAGGUUACAGAACUAGCUACAGUGAAAUCUUCUUUCGAACGAAUCAGAGCUCUGCAGAGGUGGAUGAGGGAGGGAGGUGUGAUGAUAAUGGGCUAUGAGAUGUACCGCAACAUUUCAUCAGUCCGAAAAACCAGCAGUGAGGAGGAAAAGAAGGCGAUCAAAAGCAUCCUGGUGAAUCCAGGUGCUCAACGGAUUCCUGUCAUGUUGUUGAAUCCUUACCUGAUUAGAUUCUCUUAAUGUGUUGCUAAUUUGUGUUGCUGUGUGUUUUUUUUUUUAAUGUCAGGUCCAGACUUAGUGGUGUGUGAUGAGGGACACACCCUGAAAAAUGAAGCGUCUAAUGUCUCCAAAGCUCUGAACGCUGUCAAGACCCGCCGAAGAGUGGUGCUAACUGGAACACCGCUACAGAACAAUCUGAUUGAGUGUAAGUCAGCACAACAGAACCAUUUUAUUUUUUUUCUUUUAAGUUAUUACAACAAGUAAUUUGAGUAUUUUAGGCCCACUGCAGUAAAAGUGCAACUUUCAGCUUUAUCUUUUGAUUUUAAGGCUGGCGUGUAACAGCCUCCUAGAACUCUGGAUCAAUUCAAAUAAGACAUGACGUCUCGUUACAAUUAAACUGCUUUGAUCCUGUAAAUCUUGUGCCCUCAGAUCACUGCAUGGUCAGUUUCAUCAAACAGAGUCUUCUCGGCUCGCUGAAAGAAUUCAGAAACCGUUUCAUCAACCCGAUUCAAAACGGCCAGUGUGCUGAUUCGACACCCAGAGACGUCCGACUCAUGAAGAAGCGAGCGCACGUACUUCACGCUAUGUUGGCUCGAUGUGUGCAGGUGAAGGGAAACGCUGUUUGUAUUUGAGCACGUGACAUUUUGUUUUCAUAUUUCAGUCCUGACAACCCUUUUUUGUUUUUAACUUUAGAGAAAAGAUUACUCCGAGUUGACUCAGUUUCUACCUCCAAAACAUGAGUACGUGCUGGCAGUGAGGUUUUCCCCGCUUCAGUGUCAGCUGUACCGCCACUACCUCGAGCACAUUUCUGGUGAGAGUGCAGACCCAGACUUCAAGUUAUUACAAGUUUAGAAAACACUGUAGUCACGAAGAGGAAAAAUCGGACCUGAGAUUAAUUCAAACCUCCUUACGGUUGUUCCAGUCUCUUUGCAGAUUUGUCAUUUUAGAUGAUUAAACUUGAUUUGUAGUUAAGAGAGACGAGUGCUUUAGGUCAUUUAGAAGAAGUGCUGGUACUCCCUUCAUUCACUCCUUCACAACAUUAAUUUGUUGUAAAAGACUAACUCAGUGUGUCGCACACACAAAGAAUGUAAUAGUUUGAUGUUACCCUGAGGCCAAAACAGACAAGUGAGUGUCAUUCAAGUCCCACUCCGAUGUUUUUUUUUUUUACUACUUUAAGUGUUCUCAGUGGUCUUUAAUUUGUAAUUAUGAAGUUUUUAUUAAAAAUCACAUUCCCUGUGUCAUUUUCAAGGGCUUUUCCUCUGCAGAGCUCCUGUAGCUCAUUAGCAAUUUGCCUCUGAGUCGUGGGCGGAGACAGCGCUACGUAUUAACUCUCACUGUUUCUGAGUUUGGGUCUGCCAGAGAUUCACAGCGAUUUGAAUAAAGAAAUACUCAGAAAAGCAAUUUAGCAUUUAGUUUUCUCAUGAUAUGUCCUGUAGCAUCAGAAAAAUGCCAGAUGAACAUGUAAAAUUAGGAAAAACAUGAUUUUCAUCGGAGUGGAUCUUUAACACCUGCAAAAGCACAAGAGAGGAAAGGAAAGGGUAGGAGCAGCUGGUAAGAGAAGAAGUCCCAGUAGCCAAAAAGUCCCAGUACGCCAAGAGUGUAAAUUUAGAAGUGGGGGUACUGUGCACUGAAGCCCUCCAGCACACUCAAAGCACACUCAGAGAUCAGGGACCAGUUCAGUCUUACAUGAAUGCAUCAAGGUCUGAAGUAGUGACAUCCAUCCAUUAGGUUAUGCUUGGUAUAUAUGUGACAUCCACUUACAUUGUACGAAAUGCAUGAGUUUCAUCCUUUUGUGUGACGUGUCUGUUUUUCCAGGUGUUGGUCCCAUGGCAAACGGGAUAAAGCAGAAGCUCGGAGCAAAUCUAUUCAAGGACUUCCAGGUGUUCAGCAAAAUCUGGACUCAUCCGUGGUGCCUUCAGCUCAGCGCCAUCAAAGAAAAGAAGGUACAAAAAAAUUUCACCCUCAACCUCUGCUCAUGUGUUCAUGUGUUAUUACUCCAACAUCACCAUGAGGGUUUGAACUUCUCUUUACUCAGACAGCUCAUCUGAAGAAGAAUCGAGUUACACCAGCAGUGUUUUUGAGGAAUGGAGAAACCACUGUAGCUGUGAGGUGAGACAUUUAAAAACACACUUAUGUGGAAUAAAGGACGAUCUUUGACUUGAUUUGACUAGUAUUCAAGAUUCUUGGACUCUUAUGUGCACUUGAAGCUCCUUUUUUCAGUUUUUUAAUUGAGGAUGCAGAGAAGCACAUGCACAUGAGUUUGUUUAAAAAACAGAUAAAUGUGAAAAACUCCCAAAUAAUUUAAAAGAGAGGAAGCCAACUUUGAGGCAUCAACUUUGAACUUGGAAGAACAAAAAUAAAGAAAGUAAGAGGAUUUCAUUUCUGUCUUCAGCCUCUUUUGGACUAUUUAUAUUCUUUUUUUUUGCCUGAUACAGUGGUCCAAAUCCAAACCAAGGAAGAGAAGGAAAUAUCUUUGACGGUAGUGCAGCUCUCACCACUGGUGUACCCAUAGUUGCUCCAGCAGAAGGUAUCAAAGCUUAAUGCGUCAACAGUUCCACAACCAGCUUCAGCGUUCACACAAACACACUUUGUCCUGUGCUGUCUUUGGUGUAGGAGAGAACGCGGCUGUCAGCUCUACCUCUCAGCUCCCAGGCGUUAAGUGGUUCAACAACCUGCUCUCACAGACGGACGCCAAAAUCAUGGAGCACUCUGGGAAAAUGGUGCUCUUGUUUGAGAUCCUCAGGAUGGCCGAAUACCUGGGGGACAAAGUGUAAGGUUCUCCAAUGACAGAAACAAGUGGAAAUACAGAGACAUACUUUGGUUUUAUGCUUACCUCAAAUAUCGUAUAAUUAUCUUCUUUUAAUCUCCAGGCUGGUGUUCAGUCAGUCCCUGACCUCGUUGGACCUGAUCGAGGAUUUCCUUAAAGCUUCUCAUCAUGCCAGAGGCCCAGAAUCAUCCAAGGGUAUAUGAAGACAAACAUAUGAACGCACUGAGGCGCUUUCUUCCUUUGUGGUUCUUUAGAUUUUCUGCUUUGUUAUAAAAACACUUUGAUUAAAAUUCACGUGUCUUUGUUUGCACAGUGGGCAGUUGGAUCAAAAACAUCGAUUACUACCGUCUUGAUGGUUCCACCUCUGCUGUGUUAAGGACAAAAUGGUCAGACCAGUUCAACUAUGAUAAAAAUCAGCGGUAUGGAUUAACUGUGUUUUUUUCUGUUUUUUAUGUUGAUGAUACUGGAUUCAGAUUGGAGGAGGAUCUGUGGGAAUAUUAUGAUACAGAUUUUUUUUUUCGGUUUUAUCCUAGUGGCCGAUUGUUUCUCAUCUCAACAAGAGCGGGUUCCCUUGGUAUCAACCUGGUCGCUGCUAACAGGGUGAUCAUCUUCGAUGCCUCGUGGAAUCCCUCCCAUGACAUGCAGAGUAUCUACAGAGUUUACCGCUUCGGUCAGCUCAAACCAGUGUUUGUCUACCGCUUUUUGGCUCAGGUAGGCUUGUUUACUCGUCGUCUUAAAGCUUCAAUCUUGUUUUUGUCCUUUCAGUUUAAACCCUGACCAUCACAGUUGUGUUUAGUUUUGUCUUUUGCGUAUUUGUAUUUAAGGUGAUAGUAUGAGGUAAUAGGUCUUGCAAAUUAACAUCACCACUGCUCACAGUUGGCACUGCUCACACAGUCUGGGUUUAAUCAGGCAGUCUUCAGGGGUCCACUCCACUUUGGAGUAAGAAUAUUCAAUAUUUUUUACAGCUUGCUGUGCGUUGAAUUCACAGAGCAGAGAGUACAGAUCCAUUUUAUUUAAGACUUCCAUUUUUUUGAUUUAGCCAUGAAUGGAUCAUCCAUCACCGACAGUCCUUGUAUGAAAAUGUUCUGUUCUGACUCAUAAACUUGUUGAAAUAAUCGUUUUGUCUUUGUGGUCGGUAAAAAGAUCUUCCUUAACAAACCAUCUAAAAAGCUUAGGGGAAUGAUCACUUUAUGCUGCGGUUGCUCCCAGUUCAUGAUGUGAAAUUUGGGUAAUAAAAGUGUCUUCUUAGGGUUUCACAUAGAAGGGUCUGAACAUUAAGAUAAAGAGAAAAUCAAACAUGGAUUAUCUGCGUGUAAUUUCACGUACCGAUGUUUGAUCUGGUAAUUUACUGCAAACCCUUUUGGUCAUUUGCAUUUUGUCCUCUCCAGGGCACCAUGGAGGAGAAGAUCUACGAUCGCCAGGUGACCAAGCAGUCUUUGUCCUUUCGAGUGAUAGACCAGCAGCAGAUCGAGAGGCACUUCACCCUGUCCGAGCUGGCCGAACUUUACACAUUUGAGCCAGAUCUGCUGAACGACCCAAACUCAAAGAAAAGCAAAAGAACCUGCUCCGAUCCACCCAAGGUUACUGUCUGUGUUUACAGGUUUCAGCUCAGCGCCACUUAGUUGUUAUGAUGUUAUUAAAUGAUUUCAUGUCUCUGUUUUUAGGAUAAAGUCCUGGAACAGCUUUUGCAAACAUGUAAGGACCAUAUAGUGUCUUUCCAUGAGCAUGAAUCUCUGCUGGACCAUAAACAGGAGGAGGAGCUCAGUGAGGCAGAACGCAAGGCUGCCUGGGCGGAGUAUGAGGCUGAGGUAAAGGCUGCAACAUCAUCAAGAUAGACAUGCAGUAGACUUGAAUGACAGUGUUUAAUGAUAAAACUAAAUUAUUACUGAGUGUUAUUGUCUUUGUGUUUCCUCUUCAGUCUAACCCAGUCAACCCUCCAGUUCCUUUGAACCCGGAAGCCUUGGUAUCAAAAACCAACGAUCAGCUACUGGUAUAUACUGUAUAAAUUACAUUUUCUAUAAUCUUAUGUCUUUGUAAUUCACAAUAUAUAACAGAAAAAUGUGUUGCAGGAAAUGCUGAACAAAAGCAGAGCAAAUGUGUCUGUGGCCUUCAUGUCGCUGCAGAAGAUGAAAUCUUACAGUAUCGAUGAAUACAUGCGCAGUGUGGUAAGUGACCUGAGUUUGAUCAUGUGGUGCAGUGGAAAAAAUCUAAAGUGAUGUAAUAAAUACAUGUAGCAAAGGUUCAUCAAGGCCACAUUUAUAGGAAACGUAUUUUUGUUAUGAUGAAGUGGACUAUUUAUUGCUGGUUUGAGGUGAUUUUUGCACAGUUUCAUUUAUUUACUUUUCAAGCUGUGAAGAAUGUGUAAAGAAACAUAUGUGUUUAUAUUACAGCGACAACAGUAUCCACAACUGCCUGAGGCCACGAUCCAGUCCAAAUCUCAGUUUUGGAAACUGUGGGAUGAGAAGGAACAGCAACGCAGACAGGCCUUGUAUCGAGAAGUCCUAUUACAACAUCAAACAGUGAGUAACUUUGUCAAAUUUGGGCUCAUACAAAUUCUAGCUCCACUGAAGUUUGGGGAGUUGUGUAAAAUCUGAAUAAAAACAGAUUACAGUGAUUUGCAAAUCCUUUUCCACCUCUAUUUAAUGGAAUACACUGCAGAGACAAGAUAUUUAAUAGAUGCUUACUUGUUUUUGUUUUUUUUCCAAAUAUUUACUCCUUUUUAAUUUGAUGUCUGCAACACAUUCCACAUAAGUUUACCACUGUGUUACAUCACCUUUCCUUUUCUGUUGGUGAAGUUUUUUUUCCCCAUUUUUUCUUCAUGUACGUCUUAAGAUGCUGGACAGUCCGGGGUCUCUGUUGUUGUGUUUUUGUGCUUUAUGACACUCUGUACAUUUCCACGUACAGUGAUUUCUCUGGAUCUUCUGAAUCUUUUGAUGAUGUUAUGGACUGUAAAUGAUGAAAUCCAUGAAUUCCUGCAAUUAUACAUUGAGAAAUAUUGCUCUCACACUGUUGGACUCAAUGAACCUAUUCAUAUGUAACAUGAUCCAAACGUGACUUUUGAGCAUUCCUGGCGAAUAUUUCCAAAAAACAAACAAAAAUGAUAAUCAUCAGUUUGAACUUGAAGCAUCGUCUUUGUUGUGUAUUGAAUUGAAUAGAAGUCGGAAAGGAUUCACAAAUCAUUGUGUUUUGUUUGUGUUCACAUUUUACACAACGUCCCAUCUUCAAUGGAAUUGCAGUUUGUGGAUGUAUGGGAAAGAUAACUAAUAUCUACAUCUCUCUACAGCUUACUCUCAGCAUUCAGGCCAUCCUAAACACACAAAGGACAGCGGUGGUUAUGGUACCCCCGACUGCUGCAAACCAGAAUGGACAGCCUUAUCCUGGAGAUAAGAGUGUGCUUGGAGCCUCCAUCAUUUAAACAAAAAAGCAUCACGCUAUCAAAAGUUAUUUCUGGAAUUAUGUUCAAGAUUUUUCUACUUAUUAAUCAACAGUUUUGUUUUUUAUACUUUCAGCACUUUACCAUGCACAGACAGUGCUCACAAGUUUUACAGAUGUGCCUGAGGAAGCGUUUCCAAGUAUUCUUAAAUUAUGCAAUUUUUCUGUUGUUCGGUAUCAAAAAGAUGUACCAUGUGCAAAAAAAGGAUUUUAUUGUUCCCACACUUGAGUUUACAUAAAUUGCCUUACCAUUAAGUCUAUAGUGUAUUUUCCUUUUUUGGAGGUCUAUUUUUGUUUUUUUAUACUUGCUCUGUGUAAUAAAAUACCUCAAAGUUC